Arabidopsis arenosa is the source of this 631-nucleotide messenger RNA. The record is from the annotation of a GenBank genome assembly. Lineage: Eukaryota; Viridiplantae; Streptophyta; Magnoliopsida; Brassicales; Brassicaceae.
AAACCUCAAGCCCUAAUUAAACUCUCAAGAAACCUACUUUUCUUGUCAAACAAUCAAACCCUUUUUAGAUAUAAAAAAUGGGAAUCAAAUUCAGCCAUGUUCCUUCGAAUACAACCAUUCACUACAUAAGUCAUCAUGAUAAUCAUCAAGAUGGUGAAGAUCAAAGGAGCAAGACGACGACGAAGGUUGAUCAAGACAAGUCUCAAAAUCGAUCAAGCAGCUUUCAGAUUCCACUUCAUUAUCCAAAGUAUACAAAGAGUGAUUAUGAGAAAAUGCCAGAGUGGCAAUUGGAUCAGCUUCUGACAGAGUAUGGCUUGCCGGUUAUCGGAGAUUCUUACCAGAAGAGGAAAUUUGCCAUCGGGGCUUUUCUCUGGUCGUCGGAGAAUGAGCUCUAGAUAGUUUCAUCGUACGUCGUCGUUUCAUAUGGUGCUAUUUAAAUAAAAAUAAGUUGGUGAAAUUGAGUAAAAAGAACAUGUUUGCAUGUAUAUAUAUUAUCUUGUACUGUUGGACAUGUAUGUUUUAUAAUAUAUAUUAGUAUAUUAUAUGUAUCGAUUGUGUGUUUCUCUAUAGUCUACUCUCCAUGUGUGUUACCUCAUGGGCACGACAUUUGUAAUAACUAUACUAAACUUUA